CCCACCAGGUAGGCAAUCUUGUGUUUCCUAAACAAAAAUUAAGGAAAAAGGAAAGCUUUUCGUCUGUUACAUGCAUGAUUUUACAUUUUGGGAAACCGAGUCCUCUGUAGAAAGUAGGGAUUUGUUGGAAGGAAGGAUGGAUGAGAAAGAAAAGUAGGAGCAACUGGAGGCAGAAAGACAAAAGUGAUCUUAAAGCACGAAUGGGUUUAUUCUUCCUAGUGCUAUUAUGAGAGACAUUGUUCAGCAACAAAUGACAUUUUCUGAAAAGUAACAAGUCAAGUCUAUAAGACUUUCUUUAAAAAUAAAGUAUUCCCUUUCUUUCAUGUUAGUGACUUAUUGGCAGACUUCAAAGUUGCUGCCAACCAUAUGCUUGCAAUAGAAACAGAGCUACACUCCGGGUUGUCAGCCAUGCUUGCAGCUUUGUCAGUCGGUAUUACAGAGAAACAGCAGAUGGAUUCAGUGUAUGAUCUGUGGCUUAAAAGAAAUCAGAUUUGGAAUCGUUAUUGUGGCUUAUUCUGCAUGAAGAAUUCUGCAUUCUACCAAGAAGCAAAAUGAAAAAACCAAGCACAAUGAAAGCAAAAGGCAGCCCACCUUGAACCAAGGCAACAUUGUGUUGCAAGGCAGACCUUAGCAACCUGAAGCCAAACAGAGCCCCUUGUGUUAACAGAGGGCAAACUCAAGCAAAGAUCAUUGUGGCUUGUUUACAGAAUCUUAUCAGGUGCUGCUAGCAAAAAAAGAGCUUUGAAGCUGCUAUUCUGCUCCACCAGCCACAUCACCAGGGCAACAUGGCAUUUACAGGCAAAUACGAAUUCGAAGGCGAUGAGAACUAUGAUGACUUUGUGAAGAAGAUUGGUCUCCCCAGUGACAAGAUUGAAAUGGGAAGGAAUUGCAAAAUAGUCACUGAGGUAGUGCAGAAUGGAAAUGACUUCACCUGGACACAGCAUUUCCCAGGAGGCCACACCACGACCAACACAUUCACAAUUGGCAAGGAAGCAGACAUGGAGACAAUGGGUGGUAAAAAGUUCAAGGCAACUGUUAAAAUGGAAGAUGGGAAAAUAGUAGCUGAUUUUCCCAACUAUCAUCAUACUGCAGAGAUUUGUGGAGGAAAGUUAGUGGAGACUUCUACUACUUCUGGUGUAGUCUACAAAAGGACCAGCAAAAGGAUCGCUUAAGGCAGUAAAGCCAGUCUCUUCCAGUGCACUGAAAAACAAACAACAAUACAAAUAAAUAAAAUAGUGCUGA
This is a messenger RNA of Harpia harpyja (harpy eagle), 1242 nucleotides long. It is a transcript of the gene FABP6, whose product is annotated as fatty acid binding protein 6. The coding region runs from base 786 to 1172 and encodes 128 amino acids. Gene Ontology annotation, molecular function: fatty acid binding. Gene Ontology annotation, cellular component: nucleus; cytosol. Lineage: Eukaryota; Metazoa; Chordata; Aves; Accipitriformes; Accipitridae. The record is from RefSeq and is a predicted model, not a curated record. The transcript has 7 exons. Gene Ontology annotation, biological process: fatty acid transport.